Octopus bimaculoides (California two-spot octopus) is the source of this 3574-nucleotide messenger RNA. Its product is annotated as dual specificity protein phosphatase CDC14A. Gene Ontology annotation, biological process: protein dephosphorylation. NCBI's taxonomy places the organism in Eukaryota, Metazoa, Mollusca, Cephalopoda, Octopoda, Octopodidae. The record is from RefSeq and is a predicted model, not a curated record.
AUUAAUGGAAUAUAUACAUGGUCGUUCAUUUUGUUUAUUUUUACUUUUAUUUCUUUCUUUGUCAGUCAUACGCGCACACGCUCACUACUACCAGCAGUAUCGGCGAAUGAAUGAGAUAAGCUACUAAAAACAGCCGCUCACUUCCUAUUAUCUUCCUCCUCCUCCUGCUGCUCUUCAUCAUCACCUGAAGAUAACUUGUGCAGUGUGGCGGCAGCGGCUCUCUUUCUUGCUCUCACUAAGCCACAGGUAUAUACAUGUAAUAUCUUCAACUCGAGUUCUACUGCUACUUACUUUUAAAGUAAAUGACAAUUGGAAGAAAUAUAUUAAAACGAAAAUAAGACCCGAAAUGUCACCUUUUUAAGGCUGUGGGCAAGAUGAAUAAUAGAUCGACCAAAAUAAUUUCAGGCUGCUGUCAUUAAAAAUAGCUAACUUCAAACGGUGGCUGAGCUGAUUCUAGGUGCAUUGAAAUAUGGUUUUAGGUGAAAAACACAACGGUAGAACAAAACAAAGCUAGAAAAGAAAACUUUGAUUUUUUUUUUAGCAUUUUAAUACAAUAUACAUAGACACACAUUCGCACACAUAAUAUAUGUGUGAGGUGUGAGUGAAUAUAUAUAUAUAUAUAUAUAUAUAUAUAUGUAUGUAUAUAUAUAUAUAUGUAUAUAUCUGUGUGCGAAUGGUAUGUUUAAAAGAACUUGUCUAUGUCGGUCGGCUCUUGACAGGCUGAUCUCGUUAGUUUGUGGAAGUCUUUACUUGUUGGUGCAAGUCUUCGUUGAUUCACAUACACAUACAUGCACACACAUACACCUCAACCACUAAAUACGUGUUACCUAUGUUCACCAACGUAAUAACAGGCGAGCAGCACCACUAACAGUAACUGUCAACGCUUGUUUACUCCCUGUUAUUGCUUCGAUUAUUUAUUGCCGUUUAUUUCACUUUCUGUGUCGUCUAAAAUCGUGUUUAUUCCUCGUCUUUGUGGCGUGACUUUAGCUCGGGCAUCUUGUUAUGCCUCUCGGACUAGCUCAACAGACUAUGGCAGAUGGAUACGAUAUGAUAGGAGGUGCAGCCGAGUACAUUCCGGAUCGGCUGUACUUUGCUACACUCCGAGGCAGACCACGAUCAAAGCCUAAUGUUCACUAUUUUUCUAUUGAUGAUGAACUCGUUUAUGAAAAUUUUUAUAUGGAUUUUGGUCCUUUAAACCUUGGAAUGCUCUACCGGUACUGCUGUAAACUAAACAAAAAGCUCAAGUCUACCAACCUUAGCAGAAAGAAGAUAAUCCACUACACCAGUUUAGAUGGUCGCAAGAGAGUGAACGCUGCUUUUCUUAUAGGUUCUUAUGCGAUUAUAUAUCUGAAGAUGACACCAGAAGAAGCAUAUAAACCUUUAGUUAGCAACAGUUCGAAUCCUGCAUUUAUUCCAUUCAGAGAUGCUUCCUUUGGAUCAAACAGUUUUGAUCUCCAUUUACUUGACUGUCUUCAGGCUGUUAGUAAGGCUCUUAUGAAUGGUUUCUUUAAUUUUGAAACAUUUGAUGUGGAUGAAUAUGAAUAUUAUGAGAAAGUGGAAAAUGGUGAUUUAAACUGGAUAAUUCCAAAUAAAUACUUAGCUUUCUGUGGACCUCAUUCAAAGCAAGCUCGAGAAGAUGUUUUCAAGUUCAUCCCUAACUUUCAGUUGCCAUUGGCUCCAAUCUUGAGACCUUUGGGGUUAGGCUUCAUUUCGAAAAUUCCUUGUGUUCGGCACAUUAUGAUAAAGGUUCAGACUCUGGGAAGUCCUGAAGGUUACCCUGUUCAUUCUCCUGAAGCCUAUCUACCAUACUUUAGAGAACAUAAUAUUACUGCUGUUGUCCGCCUGAACAAGAAAAUUUAUGAUGCCAAACGUUUUACUGAUGCUGGUUUAGAUCAUUAUGAUCUUUUCUUCGUUGAUGGAAGUGUUCCAACUGAUAAUAUUGUGAGGAAAUUCUUGGAAAUUAGUGAAAAAUGUGAUGGUGGCCUUGCUGUACACUGUAAAGCUGGUUUGGGUCGGACAGGAACCUUAAUAGCUUGUUACAUUAUGAAGCAUUAUAGAUUCUCUGCAGCAGAAUCUAUAGCAUGGUUACGGAUCUGCAGGCCUGGCUCUGUAAUAGGACCACAGCAGAAUUUCCUAAUUGAAAAACAAGAUUGGUUGUGGCUGCAAGGAGAUCUUUAUCGUAGUAAAGUGAAAGACUAUGACAAACUUUAUGAAAAUAACUGUGUCUCCAAGAUUAUGUCUGCUGUUGAUGGUAUGAAGCUACAUGAUGUUGGUAUACCUGGUUUUGAAAACGACAGCAAAUCACUUGAUGUUUAUGAAGAUGAUGAAAAUGGAAAUCAGAAAUAUUCUUCAAAAAGUAGAAGUAAGCUUAGUACCCAAGGAGAUAAACUGAACCAAAUAAAGGCUCAACGCAAACACACUCGGUCAACUACAACUGGAACUAUUUCUUCCAGUGAAACGAAAGUACAUAAGCGGCCAUCAAGCCAGUCAUUCAAAGCAUUUGGUCUGAAGAAUUCACAAGGCUUUGUAUCUCCAUUAAAAACCUCAAGAGUUGCUGCUGUCAAUGCCAAUAAUUUGGUUAAUUCAGCAGUUGUGUCCUCAUGCAGUACCACGAAUAAACGACUGACCCGUUUAUCAACACCAACAUCUCAGAAUCACAGUGCCAAAAGAAGAAUACGUUUACUUGUUUGCUCUGGCAAUGUAAGACAUAAUUUUGAAUUCCUUGAUAGUAAAUGGCGCAACAAAACAGGGAUGCUGACUCGAAGUGCUGCGAGAGACAUUUAUAAGACAGCUGACAAAGUUGGUGAUCUUAAAUGGCCAUGCAAAAAUAUGUACCAAACUUCUAGGGAUAUAGAGCCAAUCUUCACCAAGCCUUCGUACUUCCGUUAAAAAUCUGUUGGUGCCACCACAUCGAGAAUGUCAGGCUGUUAUCAACUAGUCCAACGUUUUAUAUAUAUAUAUAUAUAUAUAUAUAUAUAUAUGGAAAAUAUUAUAUAAAUAUUUUCAGUGCCUUGUGGAAAUCAGUAUUGUACACUGAAACUUCCUUUUAAGUAUUUCGAAGCUGUUUGCUCAACAUCAUUUCCAGCUAUUUUUUCUGAUUCUCUUUUUCAUUUCAUUUCAUUUUUUUUUUAUGUCAAAUAAAGAAGAGAAGCUAAUUUUUAGAAGUAAUACUGUAUAUUUUUAAAAUUUCCAAAUUAAAACUGAAUUUAAAACAAACAAAAUUAAAUUAUUGAAUAUUGAUAAAGUCUUAUUUUAUUGCCACAAAAAUUUAGUUGAAGACGUCAUAAUAUUCAAAACUUCAUUAUCAAAAUAUAGAAUAUUUAUUGCAAUAAGUAUGUUUUUAUUUAUCUGUAAAAAUGAAAACACAAAACAAAAUCUUGGUUUAAAUUUCUGCAUUACAGAGCCAAUUAUCCAUAGCAUCUGUUUUGCUAAAAUAUUUAGCCUAUUGGUCUUUGUUAAAUUUAUAAGCUAUAGACAGUGAUAUGGCCAUCUUAUUGCUAUAAAAUGAAGAACUUAUGUAUUUAGAGAUUUGUUCAUAUUUUUGAUAAUAAAUAUUUUUUCAUGUGUCAUUUCU